Molecule: messenger RNA, 2281 nt
Organism: Cuscuta epithymum
Lineage: Eukaryota; Viridiplantae; Streptophyta; Magnoliopsida; Solanales; Convolvulaceae
Source: the annotation of a GenBank genome assembly
GUACAAUUUUCACUUAAACUGUUUUUUUUAUAGAGAAAUCACUUAAACUGGUUGAGAUUUAAUAUUCAUUUAUUGAUGAAGCAUCAAAAGCAUGGUUGCCUGCCUAAUCUUGAGUUUCUUUGUCCUGCAAAGCCUUUGACCCGACAGACUGAGAUAAUUUGAUACUUGGCGCUGGAAGGAGAGCAAGAUAGAUGGAGAGGGUGAAGAAAAGACUGGGUAAAUAUGAACUUGGCAGAACCAUUGGAGAAGGAACUUUUGCUAAAGUUAAGUUUGCCCAGAACACGGAGACAGGUGAAAGCGUUGCAAUUAAAGUUUUAGCCAAGAGCACCAUUCUUAAGCACCAAUUGGUCGAACAGAUCAAAAGAGAGAUAUCUAUAAUGAAGAUUCUCAGGCAUCCUUGCAUUGUUAAGCUCCAUGAGGUUUUAUCUAGCCAGACAAAAUUAUAUUUUGUUUUGGAAUUUGUAUCUGGAGGAGUACUAUUUGACAAAAUUGUUCAUCAAGGCAGACUUCGUGAGGAUGAGGCGCGACGCUACUUCCAACAACUUAUUGAUGCAGUUGCACAUUGUCAUAGUAAGGGUGUGUACCACCGUGACCUUAAGCCAGAGAAUCUGCUUCUUGAUUCCUUUGGGAACCUGAAGGUCUCUGAUUUUGGAUUGAGUGCAUUACCUCUGCAAGGAGUUGAACUUCUUCAUACCACUUGUGGAACUCCAAACUAUGUUGCUCCUGAGGUGCUAGGCCAACGUGGCUAUGAUGGAGCUGCUGCUGAUGUGUGGUCAUGUGGAGUCAUCCUUUACGUUUUAUUGGCGGGAUCUCUACCCUUUGACGAGGCACAGAUUCUACCAUUAUAUCGAAAGUUAAUUGCAGCAGAAUUUGUCUUUCCGUUUUGGUUCACUCCUGGUGCAAUAUCAUUGAUACAGAAAAUACUUGAUCCCAACCCUAAGACUCGCAUUAAAAUUGAAGGGAUCAGAAAAGAUCAAUGGUUUCAGAAGAAUUAUUUGCCUAUCCAAGGUAAGAAGGAUGAAAAAGAGACUGUGGGUGAUGUCUGUGCUGUGCUUUAUGGCAGCAAGCAUGAAGUUGUAACUGAGCAGUGUGAAAGUACUACCAAUGGCCCUUUUGUUAUGAACGCUUUUGAAAUGAUUGCUUUAUCUCAAGGGUUGAACCUGUCACCAUUGUUUGACAGGCGCCAGGAUUUUGUCAAGCGGCAAACCCGUUUUGUAUCACGUGAGCCGGCGAAAGUUAUCAUUUGUGCAAUCGAAGUGGCGGCAAGAUCCAUGGGACUAAAGUUCCAUUCAUCUAAUUACAAGACUCGGAUUGAAGGUGUAUCUCCAAAUAGGGGCAAGUUUGCUAUUGCAUUAGAGGUUUUCCAAGUCGCCCCAUCUCUGCAUAUAGUGGAUGUCCGUAAGGCAGCUGGGGACACGCUUGAAUAUCACCGGUUCUACAAGAAAUUGUGUGAAAAAAUUGACCAUGUUAUUUGGAAAUCAACGGAGGGGAUGGCAAAUGCUGCUCCGCUACUAUGAAACUAUCUGUUCUGAUUCCAAGGCAUGAAGCGAAUCAGUUGAUAUUACAACACAACAACAUCCAACCCAUACUUGGGACACAAAUAAUACCAUAAUGUUCCUGGUUGAGGAAUGAAUUGACAUCUGCAGUGCUAUAUGUGUUUGUGUGUAUAUUGACAUACUUGUACAGUGCGUAUGUGGAGGAUUUUUUUAUCUUUCCGUAACCAUGCGGGCCAGUUUAAAUAUUUUAAUAAAGGGAAAACUGUCAAAUAGGGCCUUAAACUUUUAUAAAAAGGUCAAAUAAGUUCUUAUAUAGGAGGCUCUGUCCGGCCGUCACGAUUUGGGGCGGUUCCCGGUGGAAUUUUUUGAUGAAAAUUUUUGAACAUCUUAUUCAUCAAGUCUAGUUUACUCAUACCAAAUUUCAACUAAAACUUCAAUCGGGAACUCAUUCAAAUUAAUUCUUAAAUGCGCAGUUAUCUUCAAGAAUUAAUUUGAAUGCGUUCCCGAUUGAAGUUUUAGCUGAAAUUUGGUAUGAGUAAACUAGAUUUGAUGAAUAAGAUGUUCAAAAUUUUCAUCAAAAAAUUCCACCGAGAAUCGCCCAAAAUCGCGACGGCCGUACAGAGCCUCCUACAUAAGGACGUCUUUGACCUUUUUAUGAAAGUUCGAGGACCUAUUUGACAGUGUUACCAAACUUAAAAUAAUACAGUAAAUAAUAUUAAGAAAGAAUGACAAAAAUAUUACUAAUGGAUUUUAUUAGGGCUCGGCAUAUCGGUUUUCGGUUCGGU